UGGAAGUCUUUCAAUGGCCUUUGUCAAAUUGUUUUGCCUUUCAAUGGCCUUUAUCAAAUUGUUUUGCCUUUCAAUGGCCUUUAUCAAAUUGUUUUAAAGGAUAUCCUUCAACAUUUUUCCCCACCAGGGUGAGUAAUUUUCUCGUUUUUAUCGCAAUCAGACGACUGAUUGAAUGGGCAACUCGAGGAGCCCUUCAAUAACAUUUACUCUGUAGUCUUACAACCAAUCAAAUUGAAGCAGUUAAUAUUUUUUUUUACAAACCUACGUUGCAUUUUAUGAACGGUAUGUAAUGACCACCUUUAAGUAUUUUUUAAUGUUCACGUACAUUUUGAAAUUACUAAAGAGAUGCAGCGUCGAUGUUAUAAUGUUUAUAAGGAAGAUCUUCUUAGAUCUUCUCUGUUAUCGUGGAGAUAAGAUGCCAAAUUCCAAUCAUUUUCUCCGCCCUCUCUAAUUUAUCUCUACAAUUCUGUUCAAUCCACUUUUGAGAUGGACAGCUCAAAGAGAGAGAGCUAUUAAAAGCUCACCUGAAAACUUAAUGGAAAAAGUUGUUCUGUUUUUAACAAAUUUGUCUUGCAUCCAAAUAAUAAAUAGUAUUUUUUAGCUGGAUAUAACGAUGGCAAAUAAAUACGAUGGAGAAUUUUUUUCGACAAAAAGGGCCAAAAACAAGAAUUGCGUGCAAUUUAAAUCCGGCCUCCCGCUGAACACCCAGCAGGUGACUUUAAUUUACACAUAAGCUCAUCAGCUCUUAACAGGAAGUGGCCACAAUAACGCUUUUAAACAAAGGCUCUGCGUCGUAGACAUCAGACUCGUCCAUUCUAUGCGGAGACAGGCGCCAAACCAAAACGCUCUACACAACAGCAAGGCUACCACUCUUCUCCUAGACUUUAGCUUGAAAAAUGGAACAAGGCUCAGAUCCCAUGUAUCCAGCGUACAUGAGUAAUUCGGUUAUGAAUGGCUGUUUAUCCUAUACGGCCAUAGUGCUUAAUAUUUUAACAAUCAAUGCUCUCAGGAAAACUUCAUCUUUGCCAAAGACUCUGAAAACAUUACUGUUAAGUCUUGCUGUGUCUGAUCUUGGAGUUGGAUUAAUGGUACAGCCUCUCUAUACUGCGUUACUGGUUGAAGGUUUGCAACAAAAGCGAACAAAUUGGAUACUGGCCUUGUGCACAUUUUCUGCUGGUUUAUUUGCAAUCUCGUCGUUUCUUGGCGUCACGGCUCUCAGUGUAGACAGAUUUUUAGCUGUUCAUCUUCAUCUCAGAUAUCAGGAACUAGUAACUCACAAGCGUGUUGUGGUCGGGGUAAUAAUAUUGUGGCUGUUUGGUGCAUUGAUUGCUUUGUUAUCUUUCUGGAAUACAAUAGUGUUGUUAAUCCUUCUGACGUGUAUUUCCAGUCUGUGUGUCAUCUUUUGCACAACUGUGUAUUGUAAGAUUUAUUUCACUGUACGGCGCCUUGCAAGCCGACUGCGGCAUCGUCCACAGAGGGGACAAGAAGUACCCCAAGGCAAUAAAAUAGCGGUGAAUGCUGACAAGCUCAGAAAAUUUGCUCUCAGUACAUUUUACGUGUUUCUGGUCUUUUUAAUCUGUUAUUUGCCACAUAACUGCAUGUUGGUGGCGCGUAUCCUGAUCCCUCAACAAAAUACGUCGAUGCGCACAUUUGAUUUAUUUUCUGUAACACUGGUGUACCUUAAUUCGACCUUAAAUCCUGUCGUCUACUCAUGGAAGAUAAGACAUAUUCGUCUCGCUAUUAUGAACUCACUGCGAAAACUUGUUUUUUAUCACAACUGAAUUGAUAGUGAACCUGUAAGGUUUUUGUUUAGAAACGCACGAUCUGCACCCAAUAUUGAAAAAAGAAAAAAAGAAAAAAAAAAAACUGAAGGACAAAGUACUUUCUAAAUUAACAUAGAUUUGAUAAUGUGAGGGUGGAAAACUAGAAAAGACUAUCUUAAAGUGAACAAAAAACAGAAGUUUGAUAAAAUAAUAUUUUGAAGAUGAAGGAAGUAGAUAGCAUCUGUCGUUAGGUAACCUUAUAGAAUCAGAACGAUGUACGUUUUCGUUAAAAAGUAAUGUAUUACAUUUGUAACUUGUUUUCCGAGAAAGAUUAAAAAAAAAGCCAUACGUGAUGUAAAAAAUAAAAUAAUGGAGUAACAAGAGCUUUUCUUCGUAAUGUUUUUAAGGAAAAAAAGUAAUCGCUUGUAGAAAAAUAAUUAAAGCCAGCAAUAAUCGGAGACGUAAUAAAAGAACACCUCGUAGAUUGAAAAAUGAUUUCUUUCGGUGUUGGAUACCAUCAAUGACCACAACAUUGUGGACGUAAUGAAAUAUAUUACAUGUCGUGUAAAACCUUUUUGAUUCGUAGUACAAUUGCAUUCCUUUGUGGCAACGUUACUUAUAUGAAACUGGUUGGUAUGCG
Molecule: messenger RNA, 2403 nt
Organism: Pocillopora damicornis (cauliflower coral)
Lineage: Eukaryota; Metazoa; Cnidaria; Anthozoa; Scleractinia; Pocilloporidae
Biological process (GO): G protein-coupled receptor signaling pathway
Cellular component (GO): plasma membrane
Molecular function (GO): G protein-coupled receptor activity
Source: RefSeq, a predicted model, not a curated record